Radiomyces spectabilis is the source of this 6808-nucleotide messenger RNA. RefSeq lists its product as uncharacterized. The record is from RefSeq and is a predicted model, not a curated record. The transcript is spliced from 6 exons. Gene Ontology annotation, molecular function: flavin adenine dinucleotide binding; FMN binding; iron ion binding. Lineage: Eukaryota; Fungi; Mucoromycota; Mucoromycetes; Mucorales; Radiomycetaceae. Bases 324 to 6536 code for a protein of 2070 amino acids.
AAAAUAAAAAAUAAAAAAAAAAUAAAAAAAACUACGAUCGUCUUGUUUCUCUUUAUAAAGACCAUCUUGUCUCAACGGUUCUUCUGGAUUUUUUCUUUUCUUCUUCUUGUUUUUCUUUUCUUUUUUUUUCGUUGUCUGUCGUUUGUUGUUUCCAAAUCCUCCCCCACUUUUGGAAAGAGCAAAAAAUCAAACCCCCCUCUCUCUCACUUUAGUCUUGUCACAUUAUUAGAAGAAAAAGAAACAGAACGAACCCAUCGGUUUUUCUCAUUCCAAACCAAAAUAUCGCGAAAAAACAAGUUUCUGUACAUAAUUUUAUAAAAAGAAUGGUCGCUGAAAACAACUCAUGGGCAGGUGCCAUUCCUGCUGCUCAAGGCCUGUACAACCCUGAAUUUGAAAAGGAUGCGUGUGGUGUCGGUUUCAUGGUCCAUGUCAAGGGUGUUCGCUCUCACAAGAUUCUCAGCGACGCUAGUAAUAUUCUCUGCAACAUGACGCAUCGUGGUGCCAGUGGUGCUGAUAUUCGCGAUGGUGAUGGCGCUGGCGUCAUGACUGGUAUCCCGCAUCAAUUCUUUGUCAAUGAAACCUCCCGAGAACUCGGUAUCACUUUGCCUGCCGAAGGCCAGUACGCUGUGGGCAAUCUUUUUAUGAAAGGCGAUGAUGAUUCCCUCAAAGAAAGCAAAAAGGUCUUUGAAGACCUUGCUGCUGCUCUCGAUCUCAAGGUGCUCGGUUGGCGUUCGGUGCCCCGCGAUUCUUCCAUCAUUGGUCCCGCUGCGAAAUCCAAGGAGCCUGCUAUUGAACAACCGUUUGUCGUUCUCGCUGAUCAGUCCAAAGCCCAUGAUGAAGCCUACUUUGAACGUCAGCUGUACGUGCUCCGCAAACAUGCCACUCAUACCCUUACCAUGAAAAAAUGGUUCUAUGUUUGCUCGCUCUCCAACAAGAACAUCGUCUACAAAGGCCAGCUCACCCCCAAGCAGGUCUAUCAGUAUUUCCACGAUCUCAACAAUGUUCAGUACACUACUCACUUUGCGCUUGUCCACUCCCGUUUCUCCACCAAUACUUUUCCUUCUUGGGAUCGCGCUCAACCCAUGCGCUGGUGUGCUCAUAAUGGUGAAAUCAAUACACUGCGUGGCAACAAGAACUGGAUGCGAUCUCGCGAAGGUGUGAUGCAAUCCGACAAGUUUGGUGAUGAACUCGAAUUAUUGUACCCUAUCAUCGAGGAAGGCGGUUCGGAUUCGGCUGCGUUUGAUAACGUACUUGAAUUGUUGGUCAUCAACGGCGUCUUGACCUUGCCUGAAGCGGUCAUGAUGAUGAUCCCUGAAGCCUGGCAGAACAAUGAUGCCAUGAGUCCUGAAAUGAAGGCCUUUUAUCAAUGGUCGGCGUCCUUGAUGGAACCCUGGGAUGGUCCUGCCCUGUUUACCUUUUCCGACGGUCGGUACUGUGGCGCCUCUCUCGAUCGCAACGGUCUUCGUCCAUGUCGUUACUACCUUACCUCGGAGGAUAUCAUGAUUUGUGCUUCCGAAGUGGGUACCGUUGCUAUCAACCCUGAAAUUAUUGUUGAAAAAGGUCGCUUGAAGCCCGGUCGCAUGCUCUUGGUUGACACGGUUCAAGGCAAACUCGUCGACGAUAAGCAGCUGAAACUUCAAACCGCUGCCAAGCGCAACUUUUCCGAGUGGCUUAAAAACCAAAAGAUUCUCCUGCAAGACAUGGUGAAAAAAGCACGUGAUACUCAUCCUUUUGAAGCUCAGCUGGACGAGACUUCCAUUCACACCGAUCCACGUCUCAAGGCAUUUGGCUACACCCUGGAGCAGCUGAACUUGGUCUUGGUGCCGAUGGCUUCCACAGGCAAAGAAGCGCUGGGUUCCAUGGGUAACGAUACCGCUUUGGCUUGUUUGGCCGAACAGCCGCGUCUCAUCUACGAAUAUUUCCGUGAACUAUUUGCUCAAGUGACCAACCCGCCCAUUGAUCCUAUCCGUGAAGAGAUCGUCAUGUCACUCGAAUGCUACGUCGGUCCCGAAGGCAAUAUCUUGGAAAUUGAUCAAAACCAGUGUCACAAGCUCACACUUCCUUCGCCCAUCCUGUCCAUGGAAGAAUUAGCCGUUGUCAAGAACAUGUCCGAAUUCUACCCCGACUGGAAGGUGGCAACCGUCGACAUCACGUUCCCGAAGGCCGAUGGUAUCCAAGGUUACAUGAAUGCAUUGGAGCGAAUCUGCAACGAGGUCAGCCAAGCCAUUGAACAAAAGUACAAGAUCGUCAUCCUUUCCGAUCGUGCCGUGUGUGCCGAUCGUGUGGCUAUCUCUUCGUUGAUCGCUACCGGUGGCGUCCAUCAUCAUUUGGUUCGUAAUAAGCAACGUUCCCGUAUCGCCUUGAUGGUCGAAACGGCGGAAGCUAGAGAAGUCCAUCAUUUCUGUGUCUUGCUCGGCUAUGGUGCCGAUGCCAUCUGUCCCUAUCUGACUAUGGAAGCUAUGGUCAAGCUUCACCGCGAACAUGCCGUCCACGAAGGUUUGACUCCCGAAAAGCUGAUCUAUAACUACAAAAAGGCGGUCGACAAUGGUAUUCUCAAGGUCAUGUCCAAGAUGGGUAUCUCAACGUUGGCGUCUUACAAGGGAGCCCAGAUCUUUGAAGCUCUCGGUGUGGAUGAUACCGUCAUUUCUCGAUGCUUUGCUGGUACCGCCUCUCGUAUCAAGGGUGUGACCUUUGAUAUUUUUGCCUUGGACGCUUUGCACAUGCAUGAAAACGGCUAUCCUUCGCGCAACAUUGUUCAACCUGUUGCUCUUCCUGAAUCUGGUGAAUAUCACUGGCGCGAUGGUGGUGAACCUCAUAUUGCUGAACCCAAUGGUAUUGCUAACCUCCAAGAUGCCGUGCGUCAAAAGAACCAAUCCUCCUACGAUGCUUACGCUCGCAAUGCCUAUGAAGCAAUUAAAAAAUGUACACUCCGUGGUAUGCUCGAAUUCGAUUACGAAAAUGCCAAACCGAUCCCCGUGGAACAGGUCGAAUCUUGGGACAAGAUUGUCAAGCGUUUUGUCACCGGCGCCAUGUCUUAUGGUUCCAUUUCCAUGGAAGCUCACAGUUCGCUGGCCAUUGCCAUGAACUCGCUUGGUGGUAAAUCCAAUACCGGUGAAGGCGGUGAGAAACCGGAACGAUCGAUUAUCCGUGAAAAUGGUGACAAUUUGCGUUCGGCCAUCAAGCAAGUGGCUUCCGGUCGAUUUGGUGUGACCAGCUACUACCUGUCGGAUUCCGAUGAACUGCAGAUCAAAAUGGCUCAAGGCGCCAAACCGGGUGAAGGUGGUGAACUGGCGGGUGGUAAAGUGUCGGAAGAGAUUGCCAGUACAAGAAAGACGACCCCCGGCAUUGGUUUGAUCAGUCCGCCUCCGCAUCAUGACAUAUACUCUAUAGAGGAUUUGAAGCAGCUCAUUUACGAUCUCAAGUGCGCCAAUCCACGUUCAAGAGUGUCGGUGAAGUUGGUGUCCGAAGUCGGAGUCGGUAUCGUAGCUUCCGGUGUGGCGAAAGCCAAGGCGGAUCACAUUUUAAUCUCCGGUCACGAUGGUGGCACAGGCGCGUCGCGAUGGACUGGUAUCAAAUACGCUGGUUUGCCCUGGGAGUUGGGUCUUGCUGAAACCCAUCAAACUUUGGUUCUCAACGAUUUGCGUGGUCGUGUGAUUGUCCAGACCGACGGUCAAAUCAAGACGGGUCGUGAUAUUGCCAUUGCCUGUUUGCUCGGUGCCGAAGAAUGGGGUUUCGCUACCACCCCCUUGAUCGCUCUCGGUUGUACCAUGAUGCGUAAAUGCCAUCUUAACACUUGUCCUGUGGGUAUUGCUACGCAAGAUCCUGAAUUGCGCAAGAAAUUUGAAGGGUCGCCGGAACACGUGGUCAACUUUUUCUACUACUUGGCCGAGGAACUUCGUGGUUACAUGGCCAAACUGGGCUUCCGAACUAUCAACGACAUGGUCGGUCAUGCUGAAUAUCUCAAGGUCAACGAUGCUUUGCGUACUUACAAGACGGCCAACUUGGAUCUCUCGCCCAUCUUGACUCCCGCCAGUUCGUUGCGUCCUGGUGUGGCCGGUCACUGCGUCAGCAAGCAGAAGCACAACUUGCAUGUCCGUCUUGAUAAUUACCUCAUCGAUGAAGCCGAACCCGCUUUGACCAAUAAGGAAAAGGUCACGAUCGAUGCUCAGGUCGUGAACACCGAUCGUGCUUUGGGUACCACUCUUUCGUAUCAUGUUUCCAAACGUCAUGGUGAACAAGGCUUGCCAGCCGAUACCAUUCAUGUCAAGAUGACGGGCUCCGCCGGUCAAUCGUUUGGUGCGUUCUUGGCGCCCGGUAUCUUUUUCGAAUUGGAAGGCGACUCGAAUGACUACGUCGGCAAAGGUCUUUCCGGUGGUAAGAUUGCGAUUUAUCCACCCAAGAACUCUAUCUUCAAGUCCGAGAACAACGUCAUUGUGGGUAAUGUGUGUCUCUAUGGUGCGACGAGCGGCCACGCUUAUUUCCGUGGUAUUGCCGCCGAACGUUUCUGUGUUCGUAACUCGGGUGCCUAUGCUGUUUGCGAAGGUGUGGGCGAUCACGGCUGUGAAUACAUGACGGGCGGUCGUGCUGUUAUUCUUGGUUCCACGGGACGCAACUUUGCCGCCGGUAUGUCGGGUGGUAUCGCCUAUGUGCUCGAUGUGAAUGGCGAUUUCAAACAAGUCGUGAACACGGAAAUGGUGGAAUUAGAGACCGUCAACGAUGAUGAACGUAUUGCAGAAUUACGUGAAUUGAUUGAAGACCAUCGCCAUUACACUGGCUCGGAAAUCGCCGAUCGCGUGCUCAAGAACUUUAACGAAUACCUUCCCAAGUUUGUCAUGGUGAUGCCUACCGAGUACCGCGAAUUGUUAAUGAGACAACGCCAUGCUUCCAACAUUGCCGCCGCACCUUUGACCGAGAAGCCCGAGUGCCAAAAUGAAUCAUCCCACAAGUCGGUUGAACCUCAGGUGGAAGAUCUUGAAGACAGUAUCAUGGAUGAAGAAACCAUCUUGGCCCGCCGUGCUAAGCUUGACAAGUUGCGUGGUUUCAUCAAGUACAAGAGACGCACCGACGGUUACCGUAACGCCAAAAAACGUACCCGCGAUUGGGAUGAAAUCAAUCAUCGUUUGACACGAUCCCAACUGCAUGAACAAGCUGCCCGUUGUAUGGACUGUGGUGUACCCUUCUGUCAAUCCGAUACCGGCUGUCCCAUUGGUAACAUUAUCCCCAAGUGGAAUGAACUCAUUUUCAAGGAUAACUGGAAAGAGGCUCUUGAUCGUCUUUUAAUGACCAACAAUUUCCCUGAAUUUACUGGUCGUGUGUGUCCGGCUCCUUGUGAAGGGGCUUGCGUCGUCGGAAUCUCCGAGCCUCCUGUAGCUAUCAAGAGCAUCGAGUGUGCAAUUAUUGAUCGUGGUUUUGAUGAAGGCUGGAUUGUUCCCAAACCGCCUGUCCAUCGUACCGGAAAAAAGGUGGCUGUUAUUGGUUCUGGCCCGGCGGGUUUGGCAGCUGCCGAUCAAUUGAACAAGGCCGGUCAUCUUGUUACUGUGUAUGAUCGCAAUGAUCGUAUGGGUGGACUCUUAAUGUAUGGUAUUCCCAACAUGAAGCUCGACAAGAAGGUGGUGCAACGUCGUCUCGACUUAAUGGCCGCUGAAGGCAUUACCUUUGUUCCCAAUGCCCACAUUGGUGUGGAUAUUGACGCCAAUGCUUUGCGGGAUCAGAACGAUGCAGUGAUUGUCGCUACUGGUGCUACAUGGCCCCGCGAUCUCAAGAUUCCCGGUCGCGAAUCGAAUGGUAUCCACUUUGCUAUGGAAUUCCUGCAAGCCAAUACCAAGAGCCUGUUGGAUUCUCAACUCAAGGAUGGUCACUAUCUGUCGGCCAAGGACAAGCAUGUAAUUGUGAUUGGUGGUGGUGACACUGGUAAUGACUGUAUCGGUACAUCGGUACGUCAUGGCUGCAAGUCCGUGGUGAACUUUGAAUUACUUCCUCAACCACCAAACCAACGUGCCAAGGAUAACCCGUGGCCCCAAUUCCCUCGUGUGUUCAAGGUCGAUUACGGUCAUUCGGAAGUUCAAGCUCACUUUGGUAAAGAUCCUCGCGAAUAUUGUGUCCUUUCCAAGGAAUUCGUGUCGGAUGCCGAUGGUAACGUCAAGGGAAUCCAAACCGUGCGUGUGGAAUGGACGAAGGAUGAGGCUGGUCGCUGGGCGAUGAAGGAAGUCGAGGGUUCCGAACAAUUCUUUGAAGCCGAUCUUGUGCUGCUGUCCAUGGGUUUCUUGGGUCCCGAAGAGGCAGUGGUGAAGCAAUUGUCACUCAAGCAAGAUGGUCGUACCAACAUUGAAACGCCCAAGGGUAAAUAUGCCACCUCGGCUUCCGGUGUGUUUGCUGCUGGUGAUUGUCGUCGUGGACAAUCAUUGAUCGUUUGGGGUAUUAACGAAGGUCGUCAAUGCGCUCGUGAAGUCGAUCAAUUCUUGGUUGGCAAUACUUACUUGCCGGUGGCUGGCGGUAUCAAACAACGUAUCAUGAAUCCGGUGGCCGUCCAAGCCUAGAUUCCUUAUUUUCUCUUUUCUCUCUCUCUCUCUUCAUGUACAAACACAUUUCCGUUUUCUCGUUUUUUCUUUUCCUUAUAUUUCAGUUAUUAUUUUUGAUGACAACUCAUGUGGGGGCAUGUUGUUCGAAUCGAAUAGGAUUGAAGCAGAUUUAGGGUAGCACUAUAAAUAUUGUCUUUCUCUCUACUGUAUGUGUUUGCGUAUACCGAUGCAAAAACAUUAGACACUCUUUGUGGAUAUAAUAAUAAAUUAUCAGAUUUGAUAUCCUGAAA